Funneliformis mosseae is the source of this 186-nucleotide messenger RNA. Lineage: Eukaryota; Fungi; Glomeromycota; Glomeromycetes; Glomerales; Glomeraceae. The record is from the annotation of a GenBank genome assembly.
AUGUCCGACGGACAACUUAUUUAUUGGGACAUAGUGGGACACGGACCGCUGGAUAAUGUCCCAGAAUGUCCCAGUCCGAUCGUUCAAGUCGGACGUUAUCCGACCACAUCACUUCUGCAAGCCUGUUCAUUCUUUCUUUACUAUUCUGUUCGAUUAUUUCAGGCCGUACCAACUAAUAUUAGUUAA